CCCCGGAAACCAAAGAUCCGAAAGCUCCUCACAAAAUAAAACAACUCGAUCAUCAACAUGAAAUCAUCCACAUCCACACCGAAUCAAGGCACUGACAGCGUCAAGAAGCUAGAAUCUUUGCUGCAGGCCGAAGCCAAGAAAAAGAACUCGCGUCGAAUUCUUUUGGGUGUGCAGUCCAGAGACAAAUCCAAACUCGAUUUUCGCCAAUGCGCUGGAAGCGACACUUCCAUCUCGACCAAAGAUCCAUUCUUUAUCGCCAGUCAAACCAAACUAAUGACGUCCACUGUCAUAUUCCAGCUCGUUGACGAGGGCAAGAUGAGUCUGGACGAUUGCAUGGCUCAGUAUCUGCCUGCAGAAACGAUCGAUAAGAUCCAUGUCUACAAGGGAAAGGACUACAGCGCGGAGAUCAAGAUUCACGAACUACUCCAUCAAACAUCGGGAAUUCCCGAUUACUUUUUGCAAAAGGACAAGACAACAGGGAAAUGUGUGCUGGAUAGUUUCCAUGCCAACGAAGAUCACGAGUGGACUCGAAUGGACUAUCUCAACAGGGCCAAACAAAUCACCCCCGUCUUUGAACCAUCCGCCAAGGGUGGAAAGAGAUCCCUCUAUUCCGAUACCAACUGGCAGCUCUUGGGUGAAAUUAUCGAACGCGUGACGGAAAAGUCCGUUGCAGAAAAUUUCCAAGAGCGCAUCUUUCAACCACUCGGGCUCAGCGCGGAUACCUACGUGUUUGACAUUAAUAAGCUUGCGAAGGAUCGUACGCCACCCAUGAAUUUCUUUUACAAGGAGAAGGAACUCGACAAUGUUGGCAAAAUCAUGUCAUCUUUUCAACCGGAUGGGGCCGUGGUAUCCACAAUGGACGACAUGUUGGUCUUUCUGCGGGCUUACUUUGAUGGUAAGUUGUUUGACAAUAAAAAGCACCAGCAACACGAGCAAAAUCAAACACAGUGGAACACUGUCUUUGUCCCGCCCCUCCAAUACGGCUACGGAUUGAUGCGCUUCAAACUGCCCAAAUGGAUGACACUGUACUGCUUUGAUAUUCCUCCGAUUUAUGGACACAGUGGAGCCAAUGCCUCGUUUUCCUUUUAUUCACCCGACAAGGAAGUAUUCAUGGUUGGAACGUUCAAUCAAAUUGACCAGGAGAGCCGCCCCUUUGAAUUCAUGCUAAAGGUGCUCGGCUGUGUGUAG
Molecule: messenger RNA, 1188 nt
Organism: Seminavis robusta
Lineage: Eukaryota; Bacillariophyta; Bacillariophyceae; Naviculales; Naviculaceae
Source: the annotation of a GenBank genome assembly